Molecule: messenger RNA, 9635 nt
Organism: Seriola dumerili (greater amberjack)
Lineage: Eukaryota; Metazoa; Chordata; Actinopteri; Carangiformes; Carangidae
Gene: pclob
Product: protein piccolo-like
Exons: 30
Coding region: 1-9573 (3190 amino acids)
Biological process (GO): protein localization to synapse; presynaptic active zone assembly
Cellular component (GO): axon; GABA-ergic synapse; cytoskeleton of presynaptic active zone
Molecular function (GO): structural constituent of presynaptic active zone; protein binding
Source: RefSeq, a predicted model, not a curated record
AUGAAUGACAGCAGUGAAAGUGAGCUCACACCUUCACCCUCGCCUAAAGUCCAGAGAAGGAAGCUGGAGGUGACAAAUAUUUCAUCCAGCAGUGAGGACAUCAAAACUGAAAGCGCUGGCUCCUCUGUUGAAGAUGAAGAGUUCAUCCGCAAACAGAUAAUGGGUAUGGGUGAUGAAGAAGAAAUGUCUCUUUCAGAAGAUGAGAAAGAAAGGAAUUUGGCCAAUGAGGAAGCUAUCAAGGAGGCUGAGCUUGAUAAUGCUUCAGUGACAGCCAAACCUCUAUCUAGAAAAGGUAGCACGGACAAUGAAGACAGCCCAGCCAGGAAAAAAGACCUCCCAAAAACUGGCACUGCAACUGCUCAAGAUGCUCCUGAAACAAUGCCCAGCACUACUUUCAGGAAAGCCAUUCCAGUCACAAGACAGAGACAAAGCACAGAUGAAGAAGUAGAGAGCAUCACAGAAUCCGUAUCAAAGGGAUCAUCUAGUGUUCAGGCAUCUAGCUUUACCCCAGGAUCUUCACCUACAUCAGCUUCAUCUCUGGAGGAGGACAGUGAUAGUAGUCCCAGUCACAGGAAAGUCAGUGGGGACAAACAGCAUCGCAAAGGUAAGCACAGGCAGCCAACCCAGCCUCUCCCAACUAUUGAAGACUCUUCUGAGGAUGAGAAGAGAAAGGAAGAAGACAAGCCUAGGAAAGACAAAGAUGAACUUAGAGCCCGUGGCCAACCACUGUCUCCAGCUGAAGAUGCUUCCUCCACAGAGGAUGUGAGACAGGUCACUGUAAUGGAUGAAACCAGUGGAACAUCUGGCUCUGAGUACUCUGCCAGUAUAGAAUCAGAACCAGAGGCUAGGCAAGCUGUACAGAGAGGAGACAAGCCUUCACCAACAGUGAUACCAUACACUCCUACUGAUCCAUUUAAAGAAAAAGAUACUGUGACAAAAUCACUGAAGAGUGCCGAAGAAGCAUAUGAGGAAAUAAUUCAGAAGACAAAAGCUAUUCCUGGGGAGAGUCCUCCUGAUGUUGAGCCGCUCUAUGGGGGAAUGGCAAUCGAGGACUAUCUUUAUGAAUCCUUGGUUGAGGAGCCUGAAAUUAAAAUGAGUGAAUGUCAAGUGGAAGAACCCAAACAUGAUACUGGCUCUGAAUCUCUCAAGAAACUUAGGUCACCAGAGGAGGUUUAUGAGGAGAUGAUGCAAAAAAAGAGAGAACUGAUGAUGAUAGAGCAAGAGUUUCAGCAGGCUCAGACUGCCAUGGAAUCUUCCUCACCAGGGGCUUCAGUCACUGAGACCUGUGUGGUAACCAUGCCCAUGGAGGAGACUUUCCUCACUGGGCAAAGUGAUAUGCCUCUUACAGAGACUGAAACUUCCAGUGAAGUGCCAGUAAAGAAAAAGAAACGUCCAGCUCCACCACGCCCUUCUGAACCCCCUAAGCGACCGGAGGUGACUAUUGUUCCAAGUACUCCUAGUGGAUCUAUAGGUUUUGUUAGGCCUAUGGUUCCUCAAGAUCCUGCACUCAGAAAAGCAUUGUUCCCCAUACCAGACCUCAAAAUUACCCAGUGUUCAUCUGGGGAGGAAGAGGAUGACAGUCUUGCGGAUGAAGCCAAAACCCAUUCCAACUCCAAUAUCAGCCCCAGAACUCACUACUACACCUUCCCCUGUAUCACCUAUGUCCCCUCCAACGUCACCGGCCACUCCAGAUUCCACCCAGAUACAGCUUCACUACCCACUAAGGUGUCAGCAGUGCCCGUAGCUUCAGCUCCACCACUUCAGCCUAAACCUAUAACAGAGACAAAAGCUGCAGAUACAGUAGAAAUACCUGUGGCAGAUACACCUCCACCACCUCCUCCUACAUUACCCAAGACAAUGUCACCAAUUCCCACUGCAGUAACAAUUGCCGCAGUAACAAUUGCCACAGCAACAGUAGCACAAGUUUCUGUUACAACAACUGGCCCUUGUCAAACCACCAAGCCUCCGCCACCUAUACCACCUAAGCCUAUAUCAAUUCCAGCUGGACUGGUUUUCAGCCACAAGCCAGGAGAGACUGUCAAACCACCACCUCCUCCAGUGGCCCCUAAAGCUGCAACACUACCCAGGACUAAAGAACCUCCAAAUGCUCUGACACUUAGCCUGACACGACCUGUGGAGUCAAAAUUAGGUGCCUCAUCUCCUAAGUCACCUUUGUCUCCUAGACAUGCCAAAUGUUUGCAAACCUAUGUGGUGAUAACCCUUCCAUCUGAGCCUGGCUCACCAACAGAGGGCAUAACAGUCCAGGCACCUGUAAGACGAGGGUCUAUCCCAUCUACCAAAGUGUCAGGGGUACGGACCACACCUUCAGAGCAGAAAACACCUACUGAGGCAUUCUCAGCACAGGCUACAGUUAGGAGAGCCUCUGUCCCCACAGUAAGGCAUCCACCUCCAAUACCUGUACCUCCAACUGUGGCAGUAGAACAGGUCACACCCUCUGAGGUAAUAGCUCCCAAAGUGCAAACCAGGAGAGACUCUGUGCCUUCUGUAGUGCAACCACCACCAUCUGUGGCUGAUGUCAUCACAGUGUCAUCAGGCCAGGACACAUCCAUUCAGUGUGUGUCUGUGGCUCCAGUCACCAUCACUAAAAUUCAGCAAGAGUCUAUUGAGAGCCAAGAGAUUCGGGGACCAGAAAAGGUGGUCUCCAGUAUGAGUCACAUGUAUUCUUCUUCAAUUUCCACCUCAGGUCAACCCCCUGAAAGCCUGCCUAGUCUGGUCACUCAGGUGGUCACCACUGAGGUCCAGAGGACCACUGUUUCUGUUGUCCAUGAAAGACUUCCACAGGUUCCUCCACCCAGUGUAGCAAUCACUAUACAACCAGAUGUAGCUAAAGUACAACCUCUGCCAAAACAGAAUGGGAAGAUAAUAUAUCCUGGUGAUGUUAUCGAUUUACGUACUAUGAAGGUUGGCGUAAGGAUGACUGAACAAGGCAUGGACCUAACACCACCUGAGUCAUGUCGACAGUCUUUUUCAAGUGACUCUAGUGGGCGUCAAAUCACAGCAGUGCAGCCUGAGAUAGUAAAUCUCAGUGCAGAGAUCACCCCUGCAACCACACUGUCUGUUGUCACUGACAGCAUCACAAUAGUCACAUGCACAGCCACCAUUGCUUCAUAUAAGAACACUCCAGCAGAGAAACCACUCGAUUUGCAGGGCCCUGUUACAUCCUUACCUCUGCCUCUCACCACAUGCAAACCAUUCGAACCACUAGCACAGAUUGUAUACAGACCUGUGAACUCUCAGCCCAUAGUCAGUGCUGUAGGAUCCACAGCUCAGGACAUACCCAUUAAUCUUUCCUUUGGAGCUCUCGUACCCUCAGGAGUCAAAGAGCCAUCAGCAGCCAUCAGCAGUGGAGGUCCUGUCCUUUCUCUAGAAACCACAGGGGCCAUGGAUCUGUCAAACUACAGACCAGUGAGAGCUAUGGUAGCUUUAUCUGGCACAAGCCCAGGAGUGGUGACCACUGUUGUGGAAGAAGAUGGGACACCAGUCGACCUUACAGCUGGUAGGAGGAGUGUGUGCUGUGAUGUCAUUUACAAGCUACCAUUUACAGGAAGCUGCAGAACACAGCCUCCGGUUACAACCCAGCCUGACAACCGUUUUGGCUACAGAGAUGACCACUACCAAUAUGAUAAUGCUGGAAUUUAUGGUAUCAAAGGCAUGAAUGGUAUAAAAGCAUCAAUGUCUGAGACCAACCUGACGGAGGCAGGACUUUUCUCCUAUGAUCCCAAGAAUGAUUAUGACUAUCUCAGUGGAUCUUCAGAUGGCGCUAUAGACCUCACUGCUGCCAAACUUUCUGCUGGUGAGUAUUGGGGUAAAGCUCUAGACUACACUAGCAAAGCUACUGGAGUCUACCCUGGGAUGACUACUGCUCCAUACUCCCAGGUCCCUGCUGCUGGGUUUGGUGUAAAUAGUGUUCUAAGAACCUCAGAUGGAAUAGUUUACUCCUCUGUUUCUGCUCCAGUUCCAUCUACAUAUGCAAUUACAACUCAGCCAGGCUCCAUCUUUAGCACUACCUUAACACCUACAUCAACAGUCCAGAACCAGUCAUUGCCACAUCCAUACGGCUUCAUUCCCACAACAGACCCAGGACAGAUAAUUCCUUAUGACACUGGGCUACCUAAGGAGCUUCUACCCACAGCUUUGGCUGACAUUAUAACAGGCUACCCAGACAUGUACUCAGACACCACCCUGGAAGCAAUUGCUGCCUCUUUGGAUGCCUUGGCUUCUUCCCCAAUAUUCCCUGGCUUAGACAACACCAAGAUGGCCCAGUAUCAGAUGGAGAGGGAGUUUUUAGAGCUAGAGAAGCUUAAGCAACUAUGUCUUGCUGAGGAGCUGGAGUGGGAGAGGCAGGAGAUCCAGCGUUACCGUGAACAGGAGCAGCUUAUGGUCCAAAGGGAGCUUGAGGAACUUCAGGCUCUGAAACAGCAGCUUCUCCUGCAGCAAGAGGAAGAGCACCAUGCCCACAUGGUGGCCCAGCAGGAAACCUAUGCCCAACAGAAAGAACAGCUGCAGCAAAUCCAACAACUCCAACUGCAACUCCAACGCCAGCUAGACGAGCACUAUGUAAAGAAGCUUCAACCUGAUCAGGACACAGGCAAAAAAAUAAUUGAUAGUGGAGUACAGACAGAUGAUGAAGAUUCAGCAGAGAAGCAGCAUGUAGGAAGGAGAAAGAAGAAUAAGAGAAAUGUUGAUAGCUCAGCUCAAACUGAUGAUGAGGACCAAGAUGAAUGGGAUGCUCCCACAAAAGCUCGACGACGCUCUCGAAAACAUAGCAGUGAUGGGAAACAUAGCUCCAAGGUCUCUAGCAUUGCUAUCCAGACAGUAGCGGAGAUAUCUGUCCAGACUGACCACUCUGGAACGAUCAAACGACCCAAUGUCCAGAUGGACACUAAGGUGGAAAUCAUCAAGCAUAUCUCAGCUCCAGAAAACUCUCAGAGAGGUGGCAGUCUUAGCUGUCAGACAGACUCAGAUAGAAGGCACACACCUAUUGAGGUGGGAUACAGCACACACCUAACAGCAGAUGCCCCCUCUAAGUCUAAAAGCUUCUAUACUGUAGUCUCCCCCCUGUCCCCGGAAAAGUCACUUGGAGGUCAGAGAAUGUUGACUGCUGACCCAACCAGAUUUUCUUCUGGCCCUCGGAUAUUAAAGGCUGGCCAUAAGUCUCUGUCUGAUCCUAAAUCCCUUAGUCCUACCACAGAAGACAGGAUGGGUGGAUACAACGCAGACAGCUAUUCUGGCCGCGGCUCUCCCUCUGGCACAGGUAAGAAGGUAAAACGGACACUACCAGACCCCCCUCCUGAGGAUGACUCUCUGACAGGACGAUCAGGCUACAGCACCAAUUCUGCUCGUCGCCGUCUUGCCCGCAGUACAACAAUGGCUCGGGCAAAGAUCCUGCAGGACAUUGAUAAGGAGCUUGAUCUGGUGGAGAGAGAAUCCUCUAAACUUCGCAAGAAACAGGCUGAACUAGAUGAAGAGGAAAAAGAGAUUGACGCCAAGCUACGGUACCUGGAGAUGGGUAUCAACCGGCGUAAGGAGGCCCUGCUGAAGGAGAGAGAGAAGAGAGAGAGGGCCUAUCUACAGGGGGUGGCAGAGGAAAGAGAUUAUAUGUCAGACAGCGAGGUUAGCAACAUCAGAGAGGCUAGGGGUGAUGGCCUGGAAAGACCACGGACGGCUCCACAAUCAGAGUUUGACCAAUUCAUCCCCCCACAGACAGAAGCUGAUUCCCAGUACAACACACUAACUAGUCCCUACUCUCACUAUGCCCAGUAUGUUCCCCAGACCCAAACCACCAGCCACUAUACCCAACAGAACCUAUAUCAGCAGCAGUCCCUUUACCACCAACAGGUGUCUCCUUACCCAACUCUGUCCCUCUCCCAUGCUCAGGCUCAGUCUAACAGCUACCAACAUGCUCUGCUCUUGCAGCAGGGAAAGCAGCGACAAACCACCCUGUCUGAUUUAGAGCCUAAGAUCACCACCAACUAUGAAGUGAUACGCAACCAGCCUCUGCUCAUUGUACCAGCCUCCACUGAAAGUGGCUAUGGAGUGGCUCACCUGGGGGGCAAAUAUGGCAACUUGGACUUGAGACUAGGACUAGAGGAGAGGAGCAUGGCUUCAAGCCCCAUGUCUAGUAUUUCUGCUGAUUCCUUCUAUGCCGACAUUGACCACCACAAUGCCAGGAACUACGUGUUGAUAGAGGACAUAGGGGAGCUCACCAAGGCUUCAACGGGGCUGGGCAACACUGGCUUGGGUUCUGGAUUCAACCUGCCUGAUAAGGAGCUGUCCAAGGCAGACAGACUACUCAGGGCAGCAGAAGUGGCAGAUUUUUUAGGUUCAUCUCGGCUUCAGGGUUAUGGUAAAGGAGAAGACGACACUAUGGAGGAGCCUUAUGAGCUGAAACUAUUGAAGCAGCAAAUCAAGCAGGAGUUUAGGCGAGGAACCGAGGGGCUAGAACACUUAACAGGUCUGGGCCUACCCCAGUAUCUCCCCAGUGACAGCAGUUUUCGCCACUUUCCUAAAGGAGAGAAAUAUAGCAUUGGCAGGCUCACCCUUGAAAAACAGGCUGCGAAGCAACUCCCAGCAGCUGUGUUGUACCAGAAACAAAUGAAAAACAAAAAGGCCCUAAUAGACCCGAAGGCCGUCACUAAAUUUUCUCCAAUUCAGGAAAGUAGGGACCUGGAGCCUGACUUUGGCAGCUACAUGGGAUCUGGGGCCUCCUCUGUGACCAAUCUGGCUGCUAGAGCUAGGUUGCUACAGGAUGAGAUUACAUUUGGGCUAAGAAAGAACUUGUCAGAGCAGCAAAAAUAUUUAGGUUCCUCACUGGGGGCCAACCUAGCUGGUUCUCUUAACCUUGGACAGUCCCUUGGACUGGGAUCCACUAUCAGGGCCACUGGCCAGGAUGAUGGCACCUACCCAAGUGGUACUCGUUCCCGACCUUCAUCACGACCCUCCUCCCGCCCCUCUUCUGUCUAUGGCUUGGAUCUAUCCAUCAAACGGGACCUAUCCAGCUCUUCACUCAGACUUAAAACAGAGGGAGAGGUCCUGGAUGCAGCAUUUGCCCCUGGGGUGGCCAGAGCAAAGCCCACUAGUUUACCUAUCAGCCAAAGCCGGGGCCGUAUCCCCAUUGUGGCUCAGAACUCUGAGGAAGAGAGCCCUCUGAGCCCAGUGGGGCAGCCUAUGGGCAUGGCUCGAGCCUCAGCUGGACCUCUCCCUCCCAUUUCUGCUGACUCCAGGGACCAGUUUGGGUCUAGCCAUUCCCUGCCAGAGGUGCAGCAACAUAUGAGGGAGGAAUCACGGACACGUGGCUAUGAUCGAGACAUUGCGUUCAUCAUGGAUGACUUGCAAGGUGCCAUGUCUGACAGCGAAGCACUAAGUGAGUCCAUGCUGGCUCUGAACAGAGAUGAUGCCAGAAUCUUUCAUGAAAGUAUCAGACACGCGUACCACCUGAGGAGAGAGGAGACAGAUUGGUUUGAUAAGCCAAGAGAAGGGCAUCCGCAGGGUGGAAACAUUUCAGACCGGAGACAGAUGAAACUGGUCCCUUACGCCUUCCCUCACACUCGCAUCAGGCUUAAGAGAGACCUGAAGGACACCAGUGUGUCAGGGAAUGGACUUGGGAUCCGUGUAGUAGGUGGGAAGGACAUUCCAGGGAGCAGAGGAGAGAUUGGAGCCUACAUUGCCAAGGUCAUCCCUGGUGGUGUGGCAGAACAAACAGGAAAAGUUGUAGAAGGAAUGCAGGUGUUGGAGUGGAAUGGGGUCCCUCUGACAGGAAAGACUUAUGAAGAGGUGCAGUGCAUCAUGGGCCAGCCAUGUGCAGAGGCGGAGCUCUGCGUGAGACUUGACCUUAACAUGCUGUCUGACCCUGAGCACCCACAAGCCCUGGAGCACCAUGUCCAGCUUAAGGCUGGCGGGCAGCGUUCCCCUGGUGUGGAUCCUAAGCAGUUGGCUGCAGAGUUGCAGAAGGUGUCCCAGCAGCAGGCUCCUGAGCGUUCGGCCCUCCUCCACUCGGGGACUGGAUCGGCUGCCUCCAGCGGUGUGCCGAGCCCUGGUCAGCCUGCAUCCCCUGCCAUAAACAAAAAACAGCGACACAAGCCAACAGAGAUUAUGAAGAUGCCUCAUCCCAUCACUGGAGACAUUCAGCUCCAGAUCAAUUAUGACAGGAACCUAGGAAACCUGAUCGUCCACGUCCUGCAGGCUAGAAACCUAGCCCCAAGGGACAACGACGGCUACUCUGACCCUUUUGUCAAGGUCUACCUCUUACCAGGGAGAGGCCAAGUCAUGGUUGUCCAGAAUGCAAGUGCUGAUAACAAGAGAAGGACCAAGUACGCCCAGAAGACCAUGAACCCGGAAUGGAACCAGACUGUAAUCUACAAGAACAUUCAUUUGGAGCAGUUAAAGAAAAAGACGCUCGAGGUGACAGUGUGGGACUAUGACAGAUCCUCCUCCAAUGACUUUCUUGGAGAAGUGUUGAUUGACUUGUCGAACACUGCCCAGCUGGACAACACUCCUCGCUGGCUGCCUCUGAAGGAGCAGAGUGAGAGUAUUGAGCACAGCAGAACCCACCAUGCUACUCAAGGCCCACCAGGGUCUGGGUCAGGUCAGGGUCAUGGGCCUGGGAUGGGGCCUGGGCAUGGUAUGGGACAGGGUCAAGUGCCAGGACAGGGAGAUGGGAGUCAUGAUUCACCUAAAAACUCUGUAAUCAAGAGCAGAAGUCAUGGAAUCUUCCCUGAUCCAGGCAAAGACAUGCAGAUGUUGCCUUUGGAAAAGUCACACAGCAGCCCAGGCAGCUCCAAGUCUUCCUCUGACGGCCAACUGCGCUCCCACGGCCCCUCCCGAAGCCAAAGCAAGAGCAGCGUCACUCAGGCUCACCUUGAGGAUGCUGGGAUAGCCAUUGCCGCCGCCGAGGCUGCCGUGCAACAGUCCCGCCUGCAACCAAGACCAGGACACCGGCUGGCUGAUGUCUCAGGUUCAGUGGUGCUGUCUGCCCCAAGUCUUGUAGGAGACGCCUACGGAGGUCUGGAUGGGGAAGAGGGGGCGGGCACUGGAGUGGACAGUGCCAUUUUCCAAGUGCCACGCAUUGGUAAGACUAUUCCCAACGGCACCGAAAAAAACCAACUAGGGACCCCAGAAAAUGAAGCUGGUAAAACACAAGUGAUGGGGGAGAUCAAGGUCGCUCUCAAGAAGGAGGUGAAGACAGAAGGGGACCAACUGGUCUUGGAGAUCCUUCAAUGCAGAAACAUCACGUACAAGUUCAAGAGCCCAGACCACCUACCAGAUCUGUAUGUGAAGUUGUAUGUGGUGAAUGUGGCCACUCAGAAGAGGAUCAUCAAGAAGAAGACCAGAGUUUGUCGACAUGACAGGGAGCCCUCUUUCAAUGAGACCUUCAGAUUCCCUCUCAACCCAACUGGACACGCCAUACAGCUUUUCUUGGUGUCUAAUGGAGGGAAGUUCAUGAAGAAGACCCUGAUAGGGGAAGCAUACAUCUGGCUGGACAAGGUGGACAUGAGGAAGAGAGUGGUCAGUUGGCACAAGCUGUUCGUCAGCUCGACACAGACCAACCCCUGAAUACUGCACCAAAAAAAGGAUUAGCGGGAGAUCAACGAAAGGUGAAGCCAGACUGUAUUAGU